Klebsormidium nitens is the source of this 1531-nucleotide messenger RNA. The record is from the annotation of a GenBank genome assembly. NCBI's taxonomy places the organism in Eukaryota, Viridiplantae, Streptophyta, Klebsormidiophyceae, Klebsormidiales, Klebsormidiaceae.
GCAGUUGACUCGACUUGGAGAGGGGCGCACUCACAAGAUCUGGGUCCCUCUUUGGCUCAGACUGCGUGUGAUGUUAGAGCCCAGAUUGCCAAAUAUCGGUAGCGGUGAUCAUCAUUCUAGACUGAACUGGCAGGGCAUUGCAGAGAAGCUGUCUCGACAGCUGGCAGAUUGCGAGUCCACUAGACAGAAGCGAGUCCCUAAUGUCUUUGUAAACAGAAGCAAUGUACUGCGUCCGAAGCUGCUUUAGGCCUAUAAGAGGCCGUGUCCUUCAAAGCUUGGGAAAUCGCCCUUCAAUAAGCACGAGGGGGUGAGCUCGGUGCUCUUUCUUACAAUCUCAUCGAGAACGUCCAGGCUUACAGGAACUGGAUUGCUUUCGCUGUCAACUUGGACCGCAAACUCUUAUACUCGUACCUCUGCUCCUCUGCAGUUCCACCUUGAGUACCACAGUUUGUCGAUACUUUGCUUCGGGGCUCACUCUUUCCUGUAGCAACCUAUGGCGGCUCGCUUUGCCUUCAGAAGAAUGUCGACCCAGGUCAUGAAACGGGUGACGUCAGCGGAGGGGCCGCUCCUGUCGAAAGGCCGACUGCCUCUCAGGCCGGGGGGGAGUCCGGCUGCGCCUCAGGCCCGUAACGCUAGCGGGGCGGCCUCUGAGGGGAGCGUUACGGAGGCGGCUGGAGCCCGGUUGAAAGAGACUGCCCAAGACGUCAACGUUAAUAGCUCCAGGUCGGGGGAAGCGCUGGAACUACCGGGCGGCAUCAAGCUCAACUUCCACUUCCAGAACGGCCCCAGCCAGCGCCCCUGGUUAUACAUAACCGGGGUCGGAACCGCCAUGGGCGCCCUGGGAACCUACGUGGGUUACAAGGCGGGGAAAGCGGCCGGGAUGCUGUGGGGCCCGGUGGAAGCGGUUGGGGAAAAGUACGCCGCCGGAAAGGAGAAAGUCAAAUCGAAGACGGAGGCCUGGAAGGAGCGGUUUAAGCAAGCACCGGCACAGAGGGAUCAAGGUGAACCUGAGGGUGUGAACGGGGUCCAAGCUCCCUCGGUGACAAUCAACGGGGGGAAAACCCAGGUCGAAGCAAAAGGUGGCGGACAAAAAGCGCAGGCGAGGAACGUUCCCCGGUCAGGUUUUGCGACAGAUACGCGUGGUCCGGAAAGUGGAGAUAAAGAGAGCGGUUCAAGUUGGAAAGCGGCAGCCAGAGCGGCGGUUGCCGAGAAAAAGAAACACUUCGAGAAGUUUCUUGAGCGCAAAGAUGGCGAGAGUCAGUGAUUGAUGGAUGGAGUGAAGGAAGAUCUGACAGAAUGUUAUGGAGAGACAAGUGGAGGAAGCUGGAUCCUAGACAUCAUCGAUUCGAAUUGAACGCGGUAUCCAAGGCGUUUGCUACAAGUGCAGAAAGACCUUACAUAAGUUUCUUUUGUAGGAAGUAGUGUGAACAGAUUUUCGCAGAGGGCGAAUACCAGAUAGUUUAGCUUGUUUCCACUUUUUGGUACGAUAAACAGGAUUCUUCAAAGAGUCGUUAUCCUUCUGUAAAGUGCU